AUGGCCAGCGUAGAGGCCAAGCAGAGGGAGUCCAAGCUCCUCAUCGAGUACGCCGCAAAGGCGGCUGAGCAAUUCGUCUCCCUCUACUACUCAGCCUACGACUCACGCAAUCGCGUAGGGCUCAUCCCGACACUCUACUUGGGCACGUCGACAGUCCUUUGGAAUGGUAACCCGAUUCAGGGCAACGGCGGCGUGGGAGAGCUGAUGGAUUCAUUGCCGGCUACUAAGCAUGAAGUGCAGAGUAUGGACGCUCAUCCUGUUGGUGGAGGGUCGAACGAGGCUGGCUUUGCCGCUCCCUCGAUUUUGGUGACCGUAUCAGGCGUCGUCACACACCACACACCCAACUCAGCAUCAGCCCUUCCACCAUCGAAUGCACCCGAGUCGUCUUCAACACGGACCAAGGGCGGGCGCUACGACUCCUCCCUUCCCCUCGACUCCCUACCUCGCGCCUUCAGCCAGAAUUUCGUUCUGGUCAAUGAUCCAGAGGGUAAAGGGGACGGAGGCGUGGUAGUCUCGUGGGACUCGAGCAAUAGCGUCGCAGCAAAUGGCGGCCCUGGUAGCGGAAGCGGCGGGGGCAAGAAGUCUGGGGGUGGUGGAGGAGGAAGCUCGGCGGACGUACUCAGGGCGGCGGCGCCUACCAUUACGGGCCGCUUCUUUGUGCAGGCGGAUCAAUUGCGCUUUGUUGGAUGAGCGCGAAAACGAGCAAGAAGUCACUUCAUCAUCUGUACCAGCAUCAAUCAUACCACUUUGCCAUCACCCUCUCCCUCUAGCUGUGCCAUCGAAUGCGGAUUCCAGCAUCGUGCUUAACCAAC
Molecule: messenger RNA, 812 nt
Organism: Jaminaea rosea
Lineage: Eukaryota; Fungi; Basidiomycota; Exobasidiomycetes; Microstromatales
Product: NTF2-like protein
Exons: 3
Coding region: 1-690 (229 amino acids)
Biological process (GO): protein import into nucleus
Cellular component (GO): nuclear pore central transport channel
Source: RefSeq, a predicted model, not a curated record